AAAGAAAUAGCCAAGCUUCUUAUUUCGCAUGGUGCAAAUAUCAAUGAAAUAGAUUAUUUUGGAAGAACAGCUCUUCAUUAUUCAGCAAUUCAAAAUAAUAAAGAUAUUGUCGAACUUCUUAUUUCACAUGGUGCAAAUAUCAAUGAAAAAAAUAAAGAUGGAAAAACCGCUCUUCAUCUUGCAGCAGAAAAUAAUUGUAAAGAAGUAGCCGAACUUCUUAUUUCACAUGGUGCAAAUAUCAAUGAAAAAGAUAAUGAUAGGAAAACCCCUCUUCAUCUUGCAGUAGACCAUAAUUAUACAGAAGUAGCCGAACUUCUUAUUUCACAUGGUGCAACAAAUAGUGUUCAUACAUAA
Molecule: messenger RNA, 354 nt
Organism: Trichomonas vaginalis G3
Lineage: Eukaryota; Parabasalia; Trichomonadida; Trichomonadidae
Product: cyclin-dependent kinase inhibitor 2C-related family
Exons: 1
Cellular component (GO): nucleus; cytoplasm
Molecular function (GO): protein binding
Source: RefSeq, a predicted model, not a curated record